UCAAUUUCUGCCUUGUGUUCUGACAAUUAACUAGAAUAUUUUUUCCCCCAUCCAGUACAUAUAGAGAUUUGAAGGCCAUCUCCAAGGCAAUCAGCUUUCAAUUGACCUCAGUGAAAUUCUUUCAUUUUCCUUUCUGUAAUGAAAUCUCAAAUUCAGAAUACUAAACACUUGAAAGUAAAGCUUCAUUUUGCUUCCACAGUAGCUUCUUCUCCUCCAACUACUGUGACUCAUUAAAUGGCAAGGACGCUCCCAGCAAACCUUAAACGUAAUUAUUCUGCAGAACCAUAUCCCAGUUUGCACUGAGUACUCCUUCAAAGAUUGUCUAAUACACUGUAUCUUACAUCUGACAAGGACAAGAAAUGAACAGGAAACUAUUCCAGAGAACUGGGAACUAGACUACAGAGAUUUAAAGAGAACUGCUAACUGAGAUUGCCAGGCAGGGAAUCCCAUGUUCUGUUGGAUCCCCCUUGCUUCUCCUCAGUAUUCACUGUUUGUAAGGGCAGGACUUCACUACCCACUAGAUCGGCAGGUAGGGAUCGAUCUAUCGGGGAUCAAUUUAUCGCGUCUCGUCUAGACGCAGAUAAAUUGAUCCCUAAACGCACUCCCCGUCAACUCCAGAACGCCAGCUCGCAAGAGGCGGAAGCAGAGUCGACGGGGGAGUGGCAGCGGUCGACUCACUGCCAUCAUCACGGCCAGGCAACAGGCUACUUAGACAAGAUGUGCUCAUGUACGAAUUUAAGUAGAAGAGAAAGAAACAGUGUCACCAGCAUCCCUGGAGAAUAGAAUUGCAAGUGUCAAGGAACGAGAAUUUAGUCCAGAGAAUCAGAGAGAAAACUGGCAAGUACAGCUCAUGAAGGAAAUCACCUACACAAAAGGACACAGAAAAUCUAAUUUUUCAUUUUUGCAAUCUCUCCAUCUGAAAAUCUUAUUCUAAGGAUUUAUAUCAGAAAGUGAAGAACACUAAUGUUUAAGAGCCACAUCAUUCUUCUCUGUGGUGAAGCUUCUGGGACAUCUCCUUAUUUUUCUGGAACUGGAACUAUAAUCUCCCUUUCUUGAAAGGAGACAGGUGUGAAAAAAUAUUGAGUGGCAUCACAAUGGGAGUAACAAUACAAAAUGUAACAGGAAGCACAGCAAUGGUAAUUUGGCCAACCAUGGCCAUUUGUGCUGACAGCUUUUACAGUAUUAUGUAUCAUCCCAACCGGAACAACAUGCUGUCAGGUUAUUCAAGAAAGAAUUUUCAGAAAGAAGAGCGAGUGCCUGCUAGUCGGUCUUCAUUUGUCGUCGAAAACCUAACUCCACUAACCACCUACAUAUUGUGCGUAACCUGCCAAUCUGCAAACCCAUCCAGCGACCAGUGCAGAAUUUUUCACACAUUAGAAGAAGAUCCAGCAUCUGCAAGCAACAAAAAAAAAGAUCUGGCCCUGGGUAUCUGGCUAACUAGCAGUAUUCUGCUUCUCAUCAUUGCCGGGAUCCUCCUUUAUGGCUGCCUGCAUAUAUGGUACCGCAAGAGACGAGAACGUGUAGAAGGACAAAACAUGACCUCAGACCAGGACAAGGAGGAGGCUUGGACAAUAAACAAGUCACACACCCCAGAGCAGUUUAACCGGCAAGGCAGAUUAGUCCAAAGUGUUGAGGGUAAGAAUGCAGAAGGUAUCCAACUGGCUACCAUAAUAGAAAAUCCCUUAACUUCUAAGGAGCCUACCAUGCAAACUUCCAAAAGCCAGGAAUUAGUGCCGAUGACAGUUGGGCCAUUUUAAUUGGCAAACGCCACUGCACAGAUUAACAGUGCACCAUGAGUGAAAUAUUUUAACCCAACAAGUUCUAUACCUUUUACGGUUUGUAUUUGCAGUGUUUAAUUCUUGCUGAUGCACUCUCAUCAGCAUUCUUAUCCACAAUUGCCCCUCCCACCAUCACACAUACAGCUGGAAGGUUCUCAGUAUUAAGGUUUAGAACUAAAUAGUCUCUUGAUUUGAUUAAGAAAAUAUUAUCAAGCAUACAGCACAGAAAUCAAAGGGUAUUCUUGGUUUUUGUUUUGGAGGGAGAGAAUAAGGUUUAUUCCAAAACGGUAACCCAAAAUAAACACACGAAUGAAAAGGAAAAAGGGAGAAUUUUUAUUCAAUAAUAAAACAAACUGAAAAUUGCAUAUUGAGACCUGGUAUUCUCAUGCUGCAGGCAGCUCGAAUGCCCUGUAUUAAAUGACUACAUCUAUAAUGGUCUGUCACGUUUUUUAUCCACAUCAUUCAGAAUCAGGUUGUUUCUGAAACUGCACAGCUCAUUGCUGUACAGUGUACUUGACAGUUCCAUUCCAAACAAGUUCUAGUUAUAGGACACCAGCUAAAUUCAUUGAUAUUCGAAAAAAGGGAUUCCUAUUUCACCCAACUUAAAAAUGCACUCAGGAUGGUGACACCAGCAAGAGGCACUCUAGCUACACCAGCAUGGGAGGUUAAGGUGUUUAAUGCUUAAUGCUGCAGUUAUAAGAGGGAAGUGCUCAUUGCACAGCAUGGAAAGGGGAGAUCAUGAGACCCAAAACUAUGACUCAUGAUUGCUCUGUCCCUAAACUGAAGGGG
This is a messenger RNA of Mauremys reevesii (Reeves's turtle), 2567 nucleotides long. RefSeq names its product fibronectin type III domain-containing protein 9-like. Gene Ontology annotation, molecular function: protein binding. Lineage: Eukaryota; Metazoa; Chordata; Testudines; Geoemydidae. Bases 1095 to 1757 code for a protein of 220 amino acids. The transcript is spliced from 5 exons. The record is from RefSeq and is a predicted model, not a curated record.